GUAUUCUGUCAUAUCUGGCAGAUCGUCCCCCUCCCCAAUACAUUCAUCCCAGCAGCCUUAACAUGGAUGGAACUCUUUCCGUGUCCAACAACAACCCCUCUGGCUUAGACCCAUACAGUGGCCCCGGCGGCCCUCUUGAACAAGGCCUGGUGACCCUAGACACAAGACAGGUCGGAGGCCAGGCUGAUCUCCACCAAGGAGGCACUCACGAAGUUCAACUAGAUGCCACAGGACUAACCAUGGAGUCACGUGUAAGUAGUCCGAUGUCUCCUGAUGGAAUGGAAGAGGACUUGGCCACCAUGGAGGGUGUCGUGGUGGCAGAGACCCAGCAGCAGCUGGGUACCAGACCUCAGCCUCAUGAGGGAUUGACAGGUGUGAACUCCUCAGGAGGUGUGAUGCCCCUGCAUGGAGCAGGGCUGGAGCUCCCAGUGGUGAUGGAGCAGGAGCACAUAGGCGGCAGAGUAAGAACCAGCACUACAAGAACGGGCGGUCCAAGGACGCUUGGUGAAGCCUUGCAUUCUACUGGAGAACUGAACUCUGGGGUGGUUAGUGUGGUGCUCAUGGGGGCCAUGCCGCCUCAGGCUCAACUAGAACCGGUAUCUCUACAUGGACCUUCAGGAAUGGGACUCGAGCCUGUUAAUGUGUCGCCCAUCACCGCAGAAGUGUCUCUUGGGCCGGACAACAGUCUGGUGCUAGUGAACUCUACUUUACAACUAGAAGACUCAACAUCUAAUAAGGAAAACAUGGCCACUGCCUUCAACAUAUGGUGCACUUUAUGUGAGCGGUCAUAUCCGUCGGACUGCCCUGAGCAUGGACCCGUCACAUUCAUCCCAGACACGCCCAUUCAGAGCAGAGCCCGCCUCUCUCUGCCCCACCCCCUCUGCUUCCGCAUUUCUGUAGCUGAUGAACCCAUUGGUGUGUUUGCUAGAGAGACCAUACCCUCCAGGACCUGCUUUGGGCCGAUGAUCGGACAGCAUUGUAACAGUGUAGAACUUACAGACUGGUCUGAUAAAGAUACUCCUCAAAUAUGGAAGGUACAUGAACAGAAUCUCGUGGCAUAUAUUGACAACGGGAAGCUGUAUUUCUGCACAUCCAGAGAGAUUCUGCCAGAUCAGGAGCUGUUGUUUUACUACGGCAGGGACUACAGCAGACAGCUAGGUGUGCCCAGAGUGCCAGAGGGCCAGAUAUGUCAUUGUGGAAAAGAAUGUGGCUCUUUCACAGAGUUUAAAUCCCACCUCAGCAGCCAUGCCCAGAGCCACAGCCCCACCCAGGACCACCCUGUUCACGCUACACACAACCAAUCCCAGUCACAAGAGAAAGUGACCAAUGAGUUGUCCCAGUCCGCUUCCUCCCCACAGUGGCAGUGCCAUUCCGAUGUGCAUGAACAUUCCAGCAGCAGCAAUGGGCACGGUCGUGAGAGAAAGUUUAAAUGCAGCAUGUGCACACGAGCGUUCACUACGUCCACUAAGCUAAAUGUGCAUUUCAUGGGGCACAUGGGCAUGAGACCACAUAAGUGUAGCUACUGCAGCAAAGCCUUCAGUGAUCCCAGCAAUCUCAGAAAACACCUGAGAAUCCACACAGGUCAGAAGAACUUCAGGUGUACAGUAUGUGGGAAGUAUUUUACUCAGAAAGCACAUGUGGAAUCUCAUAUGGUUAUACACACUGGUGCCAAGAACAUUAAAUGUGACCAUUGUGACAAGAUGUUUGUGAGGAAACAAGAUCUCAAACAGCACAUGUAUUCACAUUCACUGUAA
Molecule: messenger RNA, 1754 nt
Organism: Sinocyclocheilus grahami
Lineage: Eukaryota; Metazoa; Chordata; Actinopteri; Cypriniformes; Cyprinidae
Product: PR domain zinc finger protein 4-like
Exons: 6
Biological process (GO): regulation of transcription by RNA polymerase II
Molecular function (GO): DNA-binding transcription factor activity, RNA polymerase II-specific; protein binding; RNA polymerase II cis-regulatory region sequence-specific DNA binding
Source: RefSeq, a predicted model, not a curated record